AUGAAGUUCUCCCUCGCAAUUCUUUGCAUAGCUGCCAUGGGUCUUGCUGCUCCAGUGGCUGAGCAAGAAAGCACUAUUGAGAAACGCUGCGAUCGAAAGCAGUUUUCCCAGUGCAUCUUGGCUUAUAACAUCGGCUGUGCUGGUCUACCUGCGGCAGGCGUUGGAGCUUGCCUUGGACAAUCUUCAAAUGCUUGCAGGGAGGUGAGCGGUCAGGGAGACUGCUAA
Molecule: messenger RNA, 225 nt
Organism: Fusarium coffeatum
Lineage: Eukaryota; Fungi; Ascomycota; Sordariomycetes; Hypocreales; Nectriaceae
Exons: 2
Coding region: 1-225 (74 amino acids)
Source: RefSeq, a predicted model, not a curated record